Molecule: messenger RNA, 3321 nt
Organism: Esox lucius (northern pike)
Lineage: Eukaryota; Metazoa; Chordata; Actinopteri; Esociformes; Esocidae
Gene: rel
Product: v-rel avian reticuloendotheliosis viral oncogene homolog
Exons: 10
Coding region: 124-2166 (680 amino acids)
Biological process (GO): inflammatory response; cellular response to stress; canonical NF-kappaB signal transduction
Cellular component (GO): cytoplasm
Molecular function (GO): DNA-binding transcription factor activity, RNA polymerase II-specific; RNA polymerase II cis-regulatory region sequence-specific DNA binding
Source: RefSeq, a predicted model, not a curated record
CGGAGAAUGCGCGGGGAAUUCCCGGACGACAUUCUCUCUGUACAAUCAAUCGGUCUACGUAUUUCAGUGUAGGGAGUGGAACUGUCAGUCAUUCAGCUGGAGGUUCUUGGUCAGACAGUACCCAUGAUAAGGGUGAGCACACACAGAAUGGAUGCACUCAUGCCCUCGAUGCUGGGACACCGCCAAAGCAUGAUGGCAGAGCCAAGCGUUAAUAUAUUCGAGCAGCCCAAGCAAAGAGGCAUGCGCUUCAGGUACAGAUGUGAGGGUCGCUCAGCUGGCAGCAUCCCUGGGGAGAGAAGCUCAGAGAACAACAGGUCCUACCCCACCAUCCAGAUUAUGGACUACUGUGGAAAAGGUAAAGUGCGCGUUACCCUGGUAACCAAGAACGAGCCCCAUAAGCCCCACCCCCAUGACCUGGUGGGCAAGGACUGCAAGGAUGGAUUUUAUGAAGCAGAGUUCGGACUAGAACGCAGGGUCAUCGCUUUCCAGAACCUGGGCAUUCAGUGUGUUAGGAGGAGAGAGGUAAAGGACGCCAUCUUGCAGAGGAUGGCCCGAGGGAUCAACCCCUUCAAUGUGUCUCGGGAAGAGUUGCUACAGACGGAGGAGUACGACCUGAACGUCGUGCGUCUUUGUAUCCAGGUGUUCCUGCAGGAUGACAGCGGAAACUACACUCGCGCCCUCAACCCCAUCGUCACUAACCCCAUCUACGACAACAGGGCUCCAAACACGGCUGAGCUACGCAUCUGUCGGGUCAACAGAAACAGUGGCGGUGUGAAGGGAGGAGAUGAGAUCUUCCUGCUGUGCGACAAAGUCCAGAAAGAUGACAUCGAGGUGCGUUUCUUCUGCCCUGGCUGGGAGGCCAAGGGCUCUUUCUCCCAGGCAGAUGUUCACCGCCAGGUGGCCAUUGUCUUCAAGACCCCGGCCUACUAUGACACGUCCAUCACCGGCCCGGUUACGGUGCGCAUGCAGUUGCGCCGUCCCACUGACCAGGAAGUCAGUGAGCCCAUGGAGUUCCGAUAUCUCCCCGACGACAAGGAUCCCUAUGGCUGCCAGGAGAAGAAGAGGAGAAGAGAGGUCCUGAUGAAAACCUUACCUGGGUUUCUACCCCAAGGAAUGAAUCCAAUGAACCGACCCAAGGCAGUUCCUCACAGUCCCAUGGCCAUGAGGUCAAAAGACACCACAAACUUGUUCAUGAAACACCCGCCCAAUAACAUGCGCCAAAGCCCCUCUUCGGUGUACAACCAUGUCUAUCACCAACAGCAACAAAGCCCUAAACGCACAAUGAUGACGUCAUCCAACCAGGUGUCCCUCAACCAGGUGUGGCAGCACACCAACCCACCCAUAUCCCUGGACAACAUCCGGAUUAACCCCUCGACAGGUGCCGGCACCAACCCGGCAAACGGGCCGCAGAACCAGCAACAGCAGGUGAACGUCUCCGGGCUGGGGUACCUCGGAGUGGAAAGCAGUGGGGGCGGCGGCGGCGGCGGCGGGGGUAACAGCCUGCCCCAGCUCAGCAUCGUCGACCUGCAGUGUCUGGGGCCGGAGUCCGACCUCCAGGGUCUGUCGACGGGCCCGGCCCAGCCAGAGGGAGACCUCCAGCCACACCGCCUCCAGCAGCAGCACGGCCACCCCCCCCAGAGGAAGGAAUCGCUCUGCUCCAAGGGCGUGGGGAUCCAGGGGGGCCCGAGCCAGGGCCUCCAGGCUGGGUGGCCCAACUACGGCCCCCUCCCCACGGCCCAGAGCACUCUGAACGGGUCUGGAGGUGGUGGCGGGGCGGGUACACUGGGGCUUGGCUUUACCCUGGACAGCAUGGAGAGCGAGGAGAUCCUCCAAAGCUUUGUGGGUGAGGGGGUUUCUCAGAACACCUUCCAGCUGAAACAGGAACCCUUCACUGGGAGACAGGAGGGCCAGAUGACCCCCUCUUGUUCCUUCUCCAACUCCGAUGGCCAGCAGCAGUCUUACGCCAACCUCCUACCCCGGUCCAUGGGUAACAGCAACAGCAUCACCAUGGAGACGAUGAGACAUGAAAGCACGAAUAGCAACGGCAACAAUAUGCAGGCCCUCAGGAACUUGCAGAAUCCCUUCAAUGCAGCCAAUGGAAUGGGGCAAGACGGCCUCCAUUUUGAUAACCUGGCUGCUUGGGCUUAUUACUCCCCCCAGCAGUGACUCAGUGACAGAGGGAGGAAAAACCUAGACCAGGCUUAGUCAUUCUUCUAAAGUGAAUCAGAAACUUGUGGAAAAGAUAAAGAUAUUUUCUAUAAAUUCUUGGAAUUGUUUUUUGUUAUUAUUUUCUUGUGAAUAGUUUUUCGGGUUCAAGGAGCAAAGGGGUAAAAUAAAGGAGUAGUGUUGUGUUGUUGUUUUUUUUUACGUAAAGAAUACUCAAAGUGGGCGGACUACUUUACUUAUCCCAUUACAUUUUAGCUGUAGGGGGUUAUACUUCUCGUGACAUUCAAGUGUUCCGCACUCUGACAGUGGCGUAUGUUAGGUUGAUAAUAAGACUGUCUUGAACUGUUACGUCAACUGUUAUGAUCGCUGUUAUGUAAGGUGUUAUGACAGGAUUACAGAGGUGUUCCCACAAGUCCACUUUGGGUAAACUGUUCAAGGUACUGUACAUAGACAAUAAAGCCAUAGUUGAGAGUUUUGCACGUUACGUCCGUGCUUAUGCUUGAACUCUCGAGUGGCAGUGUACUCAGAUUCCCACAGAGGAAGUUUCUGGGAGUGUCCAGUCAGUCUGCCUGUUGGAAUACUUCAGAGAUACACCCUGGUUUCCUUCUUCUCCAGGUGAAGUGAGGGCCUCCCCAUGAAAAGCAUCUCAGUGUCGUAGCAUUCAUCCCGGAUCAGUUUCGACCUUAUUUAAUCAGAAUGCUUAUUUAGUAUGGACAAAACCCGCUGAACGCAAACUUAGCGUCCUGGCACACUCGUCCAUCCAACCAAUUCAGAUUUCAUUCCCUAGGUAGGACGGGGGACAAUGCAUCUCUGAAGUGUUUGCACAGGCCCAGUGACAGGUAGCACUGUGAUAUUCCCUGGUAGUGGCUAUGUCAUAUUGUAAUCACGUGCUAUCCAUCCCAGAGUUCUCAGAUCGUUGUAAAGCGGAUAAGACCGUGAGUCAUCUGAAGGGGCAACCAGUUGCCCUGCACAGUGUCUAGGAGAUCGGGCGCCCUUUUAAUGCUGUGCGUAUAGUAAAUGUUGAUGGUUUUUUUUUAUCUUAAGUGAACAACGAUUUUCAUUCUAAUGAACAAUAUGUUUACGCUUGUGAUUCUUUGUUAUUUUCAUAUAUUUUUUAAAGCAAUAAUUUCUUAAUAAAAAGGCUAUUUUAUUCCA